AUGGAACUUUCUCAAAACUCUAAUUGGCGGCUUACUAAGUCGCUCCUUAUAAUUCUCGGUCUGUGGCCUUUCCAACAAACUUAUUUUCAAUUAUUAUUAAGUCGUGUAGUUAUUAUUUCAAUUAUAAGCAUUCUUAUACCUGAAGUGAUAAAAAUGAUCAGUGUAUGGGGCGAUUUAAAAAUAAUUCUCGAAUAUAUACAAAAAGAUUGGCUCUCUGAUCCGUCUCAUAUGGAAAAAAAAAUCAUGCAAAAUUAUGGACAAAAUGACAGAAGAUUAACUCAUGCUUAUGCAUGGGUUAUUCUUGGAUGCACCAUAACAAUUACGGGUACACCUUUUGCGCAAAAAAUUCUUGAUUAUAUUGCGCCUCUCAAUGAAUCACGGAAAAUAGAAUUUUUGUAUUCAGUUGAAUACUUUGUUGAUCCAGAUAAAUAUAAAGUGCCAAUAUUCAUUCACGCUUAUUUGAUCAGCCCGUUUCCAUCGCUCAUAACAGUCGCCUUUGAUACAACAUAUUUUCAUUGUGUACAACAUGGCUGCAGUAUGUUCGCCGUAAUGAGACAUCGUAUGCAAAUAAUAACAGAUCAAACUGAUACUAAAAUUCAUGGAGAUGACGUUAUUAAUAAAAAAACUCAUCAAUUAUUGAUAGAUUGUAUCAAAAAGCAUGUUAUUAUUUUGCAAUAUUGUGAAAAACUUGAAUCAUUUUAUACCCUUCCUUUGCUAUCUUUAAUCAUCAAUAAUACGUUGGCAUUAAGUAUCACUGGUUUCCAUACUUUAAUAAAGCUGAAUGAUCCUCCGGAAGCAUUCAAAUAUGGAUCUUUCACAUGCGGAUGCGUUAUUCAUUUAUUAUUCUACUCUUAUAUUGGUCAAGAUUUGACAGAUCAUAGUAAAUCUAUUUAUCAAUUCACUGUUAGUAGUGUGGCUGAAUCGGUACAAAUUAUUGUAUAUCACUUUGGUGCAUUAUUGAAAUUGUCUAAUUGGAUUUUUAACUCACAAAAGUUAAAAGCAAUACUUGAGACUAUCAGAAAAGAUUGGCAAUCUGACUUGUCAGAUUCAGAAAUGCAAGUAUUAUCAAAGUAUGGACGCAAUGCUCGAAUAUUUUCCCAUUUUUAUGCAUAUUACAUGGGUGCUGCUACUCUUCUCUAUUUGGCUACGCCUUUAACUCCUAUAAUUCUAGAUGUUUUAGUACCUUUAAACGAAUCACGGCCCAUUCAAUUUUUAUUUCCAACAGAGUAUUUUAUCGAUGAAAAAAAAUAUUAUAUACCCAUUUUUAUCCAUGCUUACAUGAUUGGUCCUUUUCCGUCAACUGUACAGUCUGCUUUUGAUACAGCAUAUUUUAAACAGGUUCAGCAUGCUUGUAGCAUGUUUGCUGUUGUUGGGAUCCGGAUACAGAAUUUAUCUGAAAAAAUGAAUGUUUUACGUAAGAAAAUGCCUCACAAGGUCGAUAAAGAAAUAGAUCAACUACUUAAAAAUUCCAUUAAAAAACAUAUUAGUAUCAUACAAUACUGUGAAGCACUUGAAUCGGCUUACUUUUUGAUGUUACUUCCAUUAAUUAUAGCAAACAUAGUAGCACUGAGUAUCACUGGUUUUUAUACUAUAGUGAAGAUUAAUGAAAUUGUUCAUGUUUUGAAAUUUGGUUCUUAUACACUUGGAUUGGUGGUUCAUCUAUUUUUAUUUAAUUAUCCUGGUCAAAGUGUAAUAAAUCACAGUGAUUCUAUUCAAACAUUAGUAUAUAAUGGAAAUUGGUAUCAUCAUUCACCAAAAGUACAAGUACUUUUUAUUUUGAUAAUGAUAAGAAGUAAUAAAACAUGCCAAUUAACAGCUGGUAUUGAAGUUAUCUAUUUCAUAUUACAUGGUUCUCACUUCUCUUUAAUAUGUUUGAAAUUUAUCCAAGACCGAAAUAAAAAUUUUGCACAAAAAUGGACAAAACACCAGAAGAGUGACCCAUUUUUACAUAUAUAUCGAAUACAAAAUUUAAGUAAUAUGACAAAUAAUGAAAUACAAGAUGACAUUUCUAGUAAAAAAAUUAAUUACUUAAUCAGAAAAUCUAUCAAACAACAUAUUGCUACAUUACAGUAUUGCCAAAUUCUUGAAUCUACUUAUACUACAUGCUUACUUGUCAUAGUGAUGAUAAAUACUGUAGCAUUGAGUAUUACUGGUUUUUAUACAGUAAUAAAAAUAAAUGAAACUUCGGAAGCCCUGAGAUUUGGUAUCUACACAAUUGGCCAAGUUGUUCAUUUGUAUUUUCUCAGCUAUCCUGGUCAGAACUUGAUGGACUACAGCCAGUCUAUCCAAGAAUUAAUAUAUGAUGGUAAAUGGUACAAUCUUCCUAGAAAAACUAGAGAAUUAUUCAUUUUAAUAAUGAUGAGAAGUCGUAAACCUUGCAUGUUGACUGCUGGAAAGAUGUAUACAAUGUCAUAUGUGAGCUUCAGUAAGGUAAUAAAAGCAUCAAUUUCAUAUUUUACUCUACUUACUUCAUUACAAUGA
Chelonus insularis is the source of this 2481-nucleotide messenger RNA. RefSeq lists its product as uncharacterized. Lineage: Eukaryota; Metazoa; Arthropoda; Insecta; Hymenoptera; Braconidae. Gene Ontology annotation, cellular component: plasma membrane. Bases 1 to 2481 code for a protein of 826 amino acids. Gene Ontology annotation, biological process: detection of chemical stimulus involved in sensory perception of smell; sensory perception of smell. The record is from RefSeq and is a predicted model, not a curated record. Gene Ontology annotation, molecular function: olfactory receptor activity; odorant binding. The transcript has 17 exons.